Molecule: messenger RNA, 1447 nt
Organism: Rhineura floridana
Lineage: Eukaryota; Metazoa; Chordata; Lepidosauria; Squamata; Rhineuridae
Gene: ANGPTL3
Product: angiopoietin like 3
Biological process (GO): cholesterol homeostasis; phospholipid homeostasis; phospholipid catabolic process
Source: RefSeq, a predicted model, not a curated record
AAAGGCAAACAGCAGCUUGGAAAAGUAUUUCUUUUUCAAAGGCUACUAGUAGAUCAUAAGCAGAAAGACAAUGAAAAUAGUUCUAGUAUUACUUUUUAUAAUUUCUCUGGUUAUUUCAUCAAGAAUAGAUGGAGAACACUUUUCCUUUGAACCAGUAUCUCCUGAGCCAAAGUCAAGGUUUGCUAUGUUAGAUGAUGUGCAAUUACUAGCCCAUGGACUGCUCCAGCUUGGGCGUGGCCUUAAAGACUUUGCUAUCAAGACCAAGGACCAAAUGGAUGACAUCUUUCGGAAGCUUAACAUUUUUGACCAAUCUUUUUAUGAGAUCUCACAACAAGCCAAUGAGAUAAAAGAAGAAGAAGAAGAGCUAAAAAAUACAACUUUGGGAUUGCAAGCCCAUAAUGAAGAGAUAAGGAAUAUCUCUCUGGAGCUGAACUCCAAGAUAGAAAUACUUUCACAGGAGAAGAAUCAACUUCAGGAUAAAGUAGAGAAGCUGGAAGAAAAAUUAACCAAACUGUUCAAGACCCAGCUUGAAAUACAAGAGCCAGAAGAAAUUGCAUCACUUAAAAACUUCACUGAGCAGCAGGAAAAUCACCUCAGAUCCCUUCUCAACAUUGUCCAAGUCCAGUAUGCCCAGAUUGGCAAACAGCAAAAACAAAUACAAGUCCUAGAGGAGAAGCUAAACAGCCCUGGUUUUCAAGACAACACACAUAUUUUUGCCUUGAAAAAAGAUGAAACAAGGCAUAUUACACUUAACACAACAGCUACAGUUCAAGAUUAUAAAGGCAAUGCUACUGACUGCACUUGGUUUUACAACAGAGGUGAAAGAUCUAAUGGAAUUUAUUCUAUCAAGCCCUGUGGAUCCAAUGCAUUUAACGUCUAUUGUGAAAUGAAAACAGAAAGCUCGUGGACAUUUAUUCAAAGCAGAUCUGAUGGAUCUAUAGAUUUCAACCAAACCUGGGAGACAUAUAUAAAUGGGUUUGGCAACCUUUCAGGAGAAUUUUGGCUGGGCCUACAAAAGAUCUAUUCCAUUGUAAAUCAAGCAAAUUACAUCCUGCGUAUUGAGCUGGAAGACUGGAGAGCUAACAAACGUUAUAUUGAGUACACAUUCACAACGGGAGGUCCAGAAAAAGACUAUGCUGUCCUUCUCAGCAGGAUUACUGGGAAUAUCCCCAAUGCACUGCCUGAACAGAAAGAGGUGACAUUCUCUACAAAAGAUCACAGUAACAACACUGAAAGAAAAGUCAACUGUCCAGAAGAUGAUUCAGGUGGUUGGUGGUAUAGUGCAUGUGAAGAAACAAGCUUGAAUGGAAAAUACAUCAAGCCAAGUUCAAAAGGAAAACUAGAAAAGAAGAGAGGACUUUAUUGGAAGCCUCAGAAAGGAAGACCCUAUCUUCUCAAAUCAACCAAACUGAUGAUACAUCCCACAGAUUUUGAAAAUUUUGACUGA